Cuscuta epithymum is the source of this 952-nucleotide messenger RNA. The record is from the annotation of a GenBank genome assembly. Lineage: Eukaryota; Viridiplantae; Streptophyta; Magnoliopsida; Solanales; Convolvulaceae.
GACAUGACUUACACACAAUAUAAAAGUCGUGAGAAAUACUUUAAGAGGUUGUAUUGCAAGUACAGUACUCUCAUGCAGCACAAUUCUGGCUUUGGAUGGGAUCAUAAUUCAAAGUUUUUCACUGCAUCUGAAGAAGUGUGGGACAACUAUUUUAAGUCCCACCCAAAAGACUCAAGCUUAAGAACAGACCCGCAUCCUGAUUAUGAAGAUCUGAGAAUUGCCGUGGGUAAUGGCACUGCUAGAGGUGCACAUUCCAUUGCAGUAGGUGACAAUACAAUAGAAGACUUGACUGGAACUCGUAAUACAUUAGAUGGAUUAGCAUAUGAUCCCCUCAAUGAUGCAUUUGUCCGUUCAAGUGCACAACAUUCUUCUCCACCCUCUCCUGAGAUUCAAUCUGCACCGCAAUCGGCUCAACAGCCCGGCCCAGAGGUUUGCCCAUCAAAAAACAAGCGGAGCAGGACUGAUUUUCAGAAAAAACCAAUGUCUAUUGAUGCGAAAGGCACCCAAGAGUUCAUGGAAAAGCUCACAGAAAAUGUGGACAAAUUUGCCCGUGUUAUAGAAUCAAUCGACACAAAAGAGUAUAAUUGUUGGGAUAUGAUAAAGGAGAUCCCGAGUUUGUGUGCUGAUGAUCGCUUCAGAGCUCUUGAUUUGCUUAAUACGAAAGCAAAAAAAGCUGAAUUCGUUAACAUGACUGCAGAAGAUCGUGCAGAAUGGAUAUCCUAUAAAUUGAAAUGAUAUGUAUCCACUAUUAGGAUUUUUGCCCAGAACCUUGUUCCCAUUUUGAGUACCUGGGAUUAUUUGUAUGUUUAUAUCUUGAAUAUUACUAUUUCUCAAUGUUUUUGGGAUAAUGUUAGUAACUAGUAUAGCUUUUUAGAUAUUUAUGUUUUUAUGACAUUCAGACUCACUUUUGCAUUAUUUUGAAACCGUGAAUGCAAGUGAUAACAUAAUUUUC